CCCGGGUGUGCGAUUUCAGGGAGCGCCUCAGCGCCUCCCCAGUGUGGCCUGAGCUCGCCUCGCGCACCCACCCCUGCCGAGCAGCCUACUUGCUGCAGCCCAAUGCAUUGUGUAAGACGCGACCUGUUAUGGCCACCACUACUUCCGGGUUCUAGCAUUCUGGUCGGAAUCCACCUCUCCGCCUGUGCAACACACACUUUACACACGCACGGGGACUGCAAGCGGGCAGCGUCGACCGUGGCUCCUUUAAGACAAACUCAGACAGACAUUUUUUUUUUUAACCCUCCUUCUCUAAUCUCCCUCCAGUGCAGCAGUUGCAAAGGGGGAGAGAGAGGGAGAGAGAGAGAGGAGAGGGGAGAGAGAGAGAGGAGAGAGAGAAGAGAGAGCGGAGAGGGAGAGAGAAAGAGAAAGAACGAGCGAGCGAGAGAAGAGAGAAACUGAUUAGGAAUUAGGACUGAUUCAAGGGAAGCGAGCGCUAGGGCUUUGUGCAUUUGAAUAUUAACAUUUGAGGUGUUCUGACCAGAAGACAGAGCGGAUGAUCAUUCAUUCACCACGUUGACAACCUCGCCUGUGAUUGACAGCUGGAGUGGCAGAAAGCCAUGAGAUUUGGUAGUUGGGUCUGAGGGGCGCUCUUUUUUUUUUUCUUUUAAACUGAUUUUUGGGGGAGAGAAGAUCUGCGCUUUUUUUCUUUUUCUUUUUUUUUUUCCUUCUUUUUUCGCCCCCCCCCCCCCUUGCUGUCUUGGAAACGGAGCGCUUUUAUGCUCAGUGACUCGGGCGGUUUGCUUCAGGUCCCGUAGACCGAAGAUCUGGGACCAGGAGCUCACGUUGCUGGAGACGUUCAGGGAUUUUUCGACGUGCUUUUUUUUUUUUCCGGGGGAGUUUGCAUAUUUUUUUCUUUUCACACUGGCCUUAAAGAGGAUAUAUUAGAAGUUCAAGUAGGAAGGGAGCCAGAGAGGCCGAUGGCGCAAAGGUACGACGAUCUACCCCAUUACGGGGGCAUGGAUGGAGUAGGUAUCCCCUCCACGAUGUACGGGGACCCGCACGCGGCCAGGUCCAUGCAGCCAGUACACCACCUGAACCACGGGCCUCCUCUGCAUUCACAUCAGUACCCGCACACAGCUCACACCAACGCCAUGGCCCCCAGCAUGGGCUCCUCGGUCAACGACGCUUUAAAGAGAGAUAAAGAUGCCAUUUAUGGACACCCCCUCUUCCCUCUCUUAGCACUGAUUUUUGAGAAAUGUGAAUUAGCUACUUGUACCCCCCGCGAGCCGGGGGUGGCGGGUGGCGACGUCUGCUCGUCAGAGUCAUUCAAUGAAGAUAUAGCCGUGUUCGCCAAACAGAUUCGCGCAGAAAAACCUCUAUUUUCUUCUAAUCCAGAACUGGAUAACUUGAUGAUUCAAGCCAUACAAGUAUUAAGGUUUCAUCUGUUGGAAUUAGAGAAGGUACACGAAUUAUGUGACAAUUUCUGCCACCGGUAUAUUAGCUGUUUGAAAGGGAAAAUGCCUAUCGAUUUGGUAAUAGAUGACAGAGAAGGAGGCUCCAAAUCAGACAGUGAAGAUAUAACAAGAUCAGCAAAUCUAACUGAUCAGCCCUCUUGGAACAGAGAUCAUGACGACACGGCAUCCACUCGCUCGGGUGGAACCCCAGGCCCUUCCAGCGGUGGCCAUACGUCACACAGUGGGGAUAACAGCAGUGAGCAAGGUGAUGGCUUGGACAACAGUGUAGCUUCCCCCAGCACAGGUGACGAUGAUGACCCUGAUAAGGACAAAAAGCGUCACAAAAAGCGUGGCAUCUUUCCCAAAGUAGCCACAAAUAUCAUGAGGGCGUGGCUGUUCCAGCAUCUAACACACCCCUACCCCUCUGAAGAACAGAAAAAGCAGUUGGCACAAGACACGGGACUCACCAUCCUCCAAGUGAACAAUUGGUUUAUUAAUGCCCGGAGAAGAAUAGUGCAGCCCAUGAUAGACCAGUCCAACCGAGCAGGCAAGUCCCCCAUAGUGACUGUAUUCAAGUCACGCAAGCGAAAACCAUCCUCAAGCCAUUCACCGGGAGGUCUGCUACCUGUAAGUCAAGGAACACCUUAUAACCCCGAUGGACAGCCAAUGGGAGGCUUCGUAAUGGAUGGUCAGCAGCACAUGGGAAUUCGAGCACCAGGGCUGCAAAGUAUGCCAGGGGAGUAUGUAGCCCGGGGGGGUCCAAUGGGUGUGAGUAUGGGACAGCCAAGUUAUACCCAACCCCAGAUGCCCCCCCAUCCUGCUCAGCUGCGUCAUGGGCCCCCCAUGCAUACGUACAUUCCUGGACACCCUCACCACCCAACAGUGAUGAUGCAUGGAGGACCGUCCCACCCUGGAAUGCCAAUGUCAGCAACAAGCCCCACGGUUCUUAAUACAGGAGACCCAACAAUGAGUGGACAAGUCAUGGACAUUCAUGCUCAGUAGCUUAAGGGAAUAUGCAUUGUCUGCAAUGGUGACUGAUUGCAAAUCAUGCUUUUUUCUGCAAUGACUGUGGAGUUCCAUUCUUGGCAUCUUCUUUGGACCAAGGAGCAUCCCUAAUUCUUCAUAGGGACUCUUAAAAAGCAGGAAAUACCAACCGAAGUCAAUCUGGGGACAUGCUGAAUUACUAUAUAAGACAUUAAGAGAACAAAGAGUGAAAUAUUGUAAAUGCUAUUAUACUGUUAUCCAUAUUACGUUGUUUCUUAUAGAUUUUUUAAAAAAAAUGUGAAAUUUUUCCACACUAUGUGUGUUGUUUCCAUAGCUCUUCACUUCCUCCAGAAGCCUCCUUACAUUAAAAAGCCUUACAGUCAUCCUGCAAGGGACAGGAACGGUCUGAUGUGCAGGAUUUUUAGAGCAUUAAAAUAACUAUCAGGCAGAAGAUCUUUCUUCUCGCCAAGGAUUUCAGCCAUGCGCUCUCUCUCUUUCUUUCUCUCUCUAUCUCUCUCUCUGUUUUCUUCUCUCUCCCUCUCGCUAGCCUGGGGCUUGAAUUUGCAUGUCUAAUUCAUUUACUCACCAUAUUUGAAUUGGCCUGAACAGAUGUAAAUCGGGAAGGAUGGGAAAACCUGCAGUCAUCAACAAUGAUUAAUCAGCUGUCGCAGGCAGUGUCUUAAGGAGACUGGUAGGAGGAGGCAUGGAAACCAAAAGGCCGUGUGUUUAGAAGCCUAAUUGUCACAUCAAGCAUCAUUGUCCCCAUGCAACGGCAACCACCACCUUAUACAUCACUUCCUGUUUUAUGCAGCUCAAAAUCAUAGACUGAAGAUUUAUUUUUAAUAUGUUGACUUUAUUUCUGAGCAAAGCAUCGGUCAUGUGUGUAUUUUUCCAUAGUCCCACCUUGGAGCAUUUAUGUAGACAUUGUAAAUAAAUUUUGUGCAAAAAGGACUGGAAAAAUGAACUGUAUUAUUGCAAUUUUUUUUUUGUAAAAGUAGCAGUUUGGUAUGAGUUGGCAUGCAUACAAGAUUUACUAAGUGGGAUAAGCUAAUUAUACUUUUUUGUUGUGGAUAAAAAAAAUGCUUGUUGAUAGCCUUUUUCUAUUGAGAAACCAAGGAGCUAAUUAUGAAUAACAAUCCUCGCACACUCUCAGCGUUUCUGAUGGAAACAGUUUGGAUUGUAUAAUAACGCCAAGCCCAGUUGUAGUCUUUGAGUGCAGUAAUGAAAUCUGAAUCUAAAAUAAAAACAAGAUUAUUUUUGUCA
Messenger RNA from Ochotona princeps (American pika), 3683 nucleotides. RefSeq names its product Meis homeobox 1 (gene MEIS1). The transcript has 12 exons. Gene Ontology annotation, biological process: brain development; eye development; angiogenesis. The record is from RefSeq and is a predicted model, not a curated record. Lineage: Eukaryota; Metazoa; Chordata; Mammalia; Lagomorpha; Ochotonidae. Gene Ontology annotation, molecular function: DNA-binding transcription activator activity, RNA polymerase II-specific; RNA polymerase II cis-regulatory region sequence-specific DNA binding. Bases 960 to 2438 code for a protein of 492 amino acids.